AUGCCCAAUCCCAUCCGCAUCCCCAUCAUCAAUCCCAGACCCCGCAACUGUCGCAGCCCGCCCCGCUCGCCAAUAUACUCGAUCCCGCCCUCGAGCAGACUUCCCCAGCUGGCCCGGAGCAUGACCAUGACCAUGAUGAUGACGAUCACGACGAGGGCGACCCACGAUGGUGCUCAUGGUACCCCAGGGUCUGGGAAAUCGCCUGCCGAUCUGAAGCGCCCCAGAGCCUGCGAUUCUUGCCGUGGACUAAAAGUCCGAUGCGACCAAGAGCGACCAGACGUCUCGUGUCGACGAUGCGCCAAAGCAGGCCGGGCGUGCAUCACAACUCCGCCGACACGCAAGCGCCAGAAAAAAGCCGACAGUCGCGUAGCCGAGCUGGAGCGGAAGAUUGAUGCCUUGACUGCGACUCUACAUGCGCAAAAGGCCGGGGGCCAGGACGUUGGCCAUCAUGGAGGCAUUCCACAGCACGAGGCCAGUACAAAUGCGAUACCAAUGGCACCCGACAGUGCCUACCGUCUUGGUUCCCUCAGUCAUGAGUGGUCCAACUCUGUACCCAACAGAUAUCCAGACAUUCCGCCAGGCUAUGGCCCGGCGCAGAACAUCCAGCGCGGUCCCGAGUCGAAGCGGAGGAAGCUUGAGACAACCCACGCUACGAUUCCGGAAGACAUGGAUGCUAUUCAUCGCGACUUGGCAGAACAUCCUGAGAUGAGGCGAACAGGGCACAGCAAGAUUUACCCCGACCAUUCGCACAUCAAUGGUCUGAUUGAUCAGCUCAUGUCGCCAGAAACCGCGGAACGUGUCUUUUUCCGCUAUGUGAACGACAUCUGUCCGCACUUCCCCGCCGUGCCCUUUCCCCCAGGCACCACGGCUCGUGAAGUCCGCGAGAAGAAGCCGCUUCUCUUUCUCUCAGUCUUGGCAGGGUCUUCGCAUGGAAGUGCUGAGCAUCUGGUAUCGCAAGAGACUCAACGAGAGUUGACCAAGCUCCUCAAGGACCAGCUCGCCGACAUCAUCUGGCGAAAUGGAGAGAAAUCACUCGAGAUUGUUCAGGCACUGCACAUUGCCGUGCUUUGGUAUCGCCCACCCCUCCAUUUCGAACAACACAAUUUUUACAUGAUGGUCAAUUGCGCCGCUGUCAUGGCCCUUGACCUCGGGCUUGGCAGAAAAGCAACCCCCAAUGUCAUGAAGCUCUCAGUCGGUCCCUUCAAGAGGUACCAUCCCAACUCCAGCAGCAUCGAAGCCCGGAGAACCUUCCUUGUGUGCUAUUAUCUUUGCAUGAGCAUCACCAUGGUCCUGCGCCGACCGAUCCUCUUGCGCUGGACAAACUACAUGGCCGAUAGUGUCCGUAUCCUCGAGAGUUCGCCUGAAGCACUUCCAUCAGACAAGCUGCUGUGCCAACAAGUCAAAAUGGCGCACAUUGGCGAGAAGAUAUCCGUUGAAUUCUGCAUGGAUGACCCUUCGGUUGAAGUUGCCAUCUCCGACCCUAAGGUCAUCUAUGCCUUGAAGAUAUUCGAAAAUGAGCUUAGCCAGCUCCGAGAGGAGAACAUGACCAUAGGCGAUCUUGAUCCUACACUUCGACUGUCAGAGCAUGUUACAAAUCUUUACUUGCACGAAAUAGCGCUUCAUCAGAAUCAGGGCUCUGCUGAUCUACAACCGCCGUACAUCUCAGAUUCGCUAUCGUUAUCGCCGUCAUUAUCUUCGGGUGUCAAGAAGGAUGCACCCGUCGGUCCAGCGCAUAUCGGUGCCCUUGGAGACUGUCUCGCGGCUACACAUGGCAUAUUGGAUACCAUCUUAAGUAUCCAACUCGAUAUCCUUUUGACUCUUCCAGUCAUCUUCUGUAAGUCGGCUUGA
Pyrenophora tritici-repentis Pt-1C-BFP is the source of this 1848-nucleotide messenger RNA. The record is from RefSeq and is a predicted model, not a curated record. Lineage: Eukaryota; Fungi; Ascomycota; Dothideomycetes; Pleosporales; Pleosporaceae.